This is a messenger RNA of Lachancea lanzarotensis, 1425 nucleotides long. RefSeq names its product LALA0S03e09362g1_1 (gene CBF5). Lineage: Eukaryota; Fungi; Ascomycota; Saccharomycetes; Saccharomycetales; Saccharomycetaceae. Gene Ontology annotation, cellular component: box H/ACA snoRNP complex. The transcript has a single exon. Gene Ontology annotation, biological process: box H/ACA sno(s)RNA 3'-end processing; mRNA pseudouridine synthesis; rRNA pseudouridine synthesis. The coding region runs from base 1 to 1425 and encodes 474 amino acids. The record is from RefSeq and is a predicted model, not a curated record. Gene Ontology annotation, molecular function: RNA binding; pseudouridine synthase activity.
AUGUCGGACGAAUACAUGAUCAAGCCCGAGAACGUUGCGCCCACUACGGACGCCAGCGAGUGGCCUCUGCUGCUGAAAAACUACGACAAACUUUUGGUGAGAAGUGGACAUUACACUCCUAUUCCUCACGGAUCUUCGCCUCACAAGAGAGACUUGAAGUCGUACAUCAGUUCUGGUGUAAUCAACCUGGACAAGCCAUCAAACCCAUCGUCGCACGAAGUUGUUGCGUGGGUCAAGCGUAUUCUACGUAGUGAAAAGACUGGCCAUUCCGGUACUUUGGAUCCAAAGGUUACCGGGUGUUUGAUCGUGUGUGUGGACAGAGCCACGAGAUUGGUGAAAUCGCAACAAGGUGCAGGUAAAGAGUACGUGUGUAUCGUCAGACUGCACGAUGCGUUGAAGGACGACAAAGAGUUGGCCAGAGGCCUUGAAAACCUCACGGGUGCGCUUUUCCAACGACCACCAUUGAUCUCUGCUGUCAAGCGUCAGCUCCGUGUGCGUACCAUCUACGAUUCCAACCUAAUCGAGUUCGACUCCAGUAGGAACCUAGGUGUAUUCUGGGCCUCUUGCGAAGCCGGUACGUACAUGCGUACACUUUGUGUGCAUUUGGGUAUGUUGCUCGGUGUAGGAGGCCACAUGCAAGAACUUCGUCGUGUCAGAUCUGGUGCCAUGUCCGAAAAUGACGACCUAGUCACAUUGCAUGACGUUAUGGAUGCCCAAUGGGUGUACGACAACACUAGAGACGAAAGCUACUUGAGAAGAAUUAUCAAACCUUUGGAAACUUUGCUAGUGGGUUAUAAGAGAAUCGUGGUCAAGGACUCUGCUGUCAACGCCGUCUGCUACGGUGCCAAGCUUAUGAUCCCAGGUCUUCUUCGUUACGAAGAGGGUAUCGAGCUAUACGAUGAAGUCGUUUUGAUGACCACGAAAGGUGAGGCCAUUGCAAUUGCCAUUGCACAAAUGUCCACUGUCGACUUGGCCACUUGCGACCACGGCGUUGUUGCUAAGGUAAAGCGUUGCAUUAUGGAAAGAGACUUGUACCCCAGAAGAUGGGGUCUAGGACCAGUCGCUCAGAAGAAGAAGCAGAUGAAGGCCGAUGGUAAACUUGACAAAUACGGUAGAGCCAACGAGCAAACCCCAGAAGAUUGGAAGAAGUCCUACGUGUCUCUUGAGGCCGAACAGACCGCUGCUGUCCCAGCCACAUCCAAGACACCUGAGGUCCCUGUUGAGGAAGUCAAGGAAGUCAAGACUGAAGUUGUGGUAGAAGAAACCAAGAGUGACGACGAGGUCUCUGAGAAAAAGGAGAAGAAGGAAAAGAAGGAAAAGAAGGACAAGAAGGACAAGAAGGAAAAGAAGGAAAAGAAAGAAAAGAAGAGAAAGGCUGAAGACGAGGAAACUUCUGAGAAGAAAAAGAAGAAGUCCAAGAAAUAA